This is a messenger RNA of Dioscorea cayenensis subsp. rotundata (Guinea yam), 1825 nucleotides long. RefSeq names its product ent-kaurene oxidase 2. Gene Ontology annotation, biological process: gibberellin biosynthetic process. Gene Ontology annotation, cellular component: chloroplast outer membrane; endoplasmic reticulum. The record is from RefSeq and is a predicted model, not a curated record. Lineage: Eukaryota; Viridiplantae; Streptophyta; Magnoliopsida; Dioscoreales; Dioscoreaceae. Gene Ontology annotation, molecular function: iron ion binding; ent-kaurene oxidase activity; heme binding. The transcript has 8 exons. The coding region runs from base 362 to 1663 and encodes 433 amino acids.
UGUGUGUUCGCUUUUUCUUCCAUCAUUGAACUGCAAACAAUGGAAAGUUCAUGGCUUUUUCCAGCUCCCUUACAUAGUCGCUUUGCCCUUUUUCUCUGCUUUCCUUCCUUUUCCGUUUUCUCCAUCUAUUUCCAUCUCUAUCGAUCAAUUCGUAUAUCUGUUUCUCUAUAAGUCUGUGAUUGGAUUAAGUGAAAAGUGUAGGAAAAGACAAGGAAGAAAGUGAUCGAAAGUGAUCAAAGCUGUUCCUGGAUGGCCUUUGAUUGGGAAUUUGCUUCAGUUGAAGGCUAAGAAACCUCAUCAGACAUUUGCUAAGUGGGCAGAAGUUUAUGGACCAAUAUAUUCAAUCAAAUUGGGAUCUAACAUGAUGGUGGUCUUGAAUUCCAUUGAAGUUGUUAAAGAGGCCAUGGUAACUAAGUUCUCAUCCAUAUCAACAAGGAAGCUCUCGAAAGCAUUGCAAGUGCUUACAUCCAAUAAAUCUCUAGUUGCCAUGAGUGACUAUGAUGAGUACCACAAAAUGGUUAAGCGUUAUGUACUUGCUAGUGUUUUAGGGACUGCAGCUCAGAAACGAAAUCGUAUUCACAGAGAUAUCAUGGUAGAGAAUACCUUAAAUACAUUGUUUGCUGAGAUCAAGGAAGACCCUAACCGUGCUGUGAACCUCAGAGAAGCAUUCAAGCCUGAGCUUUUCAGGGUAGCCAUAAAACAAGCUAUUGGCAAGGACAUCGAUUCCAUUUAUGUGGAGGAAUUGGGGAAGGAAAUAUCGAAGAAAGAAAUGUUUGAAAUAUCAGUAGUCGACCCAAUGAUGGGAGCAAUUGAGGUUGAUUGGAGGGAUUUCUUCCCAUAUAUGAAAUGGGUUCCUAACAAAAGCAUGGAAAUGAAAAUUCAAAACAUGGCAACUCGCCGAAGGGCAUUGACAAAGGCCCUCAUCAUGGAGCAAAAGAAACGCAUUUCCCGGGGAGAGAAUAUUGAAUGCUAUCUAGACUACCUAUUGUCGGAGGAGAGCACACUGAGUGAGGAACAACUAAUAAUAUUGGUAUGGGAAUCGAUAAUUGAAACCUCUGAUACAACUUUGGUCACUACUGAAUGGGCUUUGUAUGAACUAGCUAAGAAUCCAUUGUGUCAGGAUCGUCUUUAUCAAGAAAUCCAAGAGAUAUGUGGAUCUGAGAAGAUCACUGAAGAACAUUUGUCACUGAUGCCAUACUUGAAUUCCGUAUUUCAUGAAACCUUGCGAUACCAUACUCCUGUUCCUUUGAUUCCUCCUAGAAUUACACAUGAGGACACUCAACUAGGAGGAUAUGACAUACCAUCUGGAACAGAGAUUGCCAUCAACUUAUAUGCAUGCAACAUGAGUAAAAAUGUCUGGGAUGAACCUAAUAAAUGGAAGCCGGAGAGAUUCCUAUCAGGUAACUUCGAGCAAAUGGAUAUGUACAAGACAAUGGCCUUUGGAGCUGGGAAGAGGGUGUGUGCAGGAUCAUUGCAGGCAAUGCUAAUUGCUUGCAGAGUCAUUGGAAGACUAGUGCAGGAAUUCCACUGGAGACUGAAAGAAGGCGAAGAAGAGAGUAUGGACACAGUUCAACUCACUACUCACAAACUUCAUCCCAUGCAAGCUUAUAUUACACCUAGAGAAACGAAUGUUUCGGCACACCAAUCUACCCAGCUAGCAUGAAAUUAGCAUCAAUGCUUCAUCUGUGUUCUUUCUGCUUUUCCAUAUGUUGCUUUUGUGAUUUCUCUUUGUAUCAUGCAAAACUGUCACUGUUUUGUGCUAGCUUUGUAUGAAUUUACUUCUUGUCAAAUAAAUAGAUGUGCAAAUUGCUCUUUGAAUUCUCAA